UGGAGAUCUCCCGCCAGCUGCCCCCCAACGGGGACCCUAACUUCAAGCUCUUUGUCAUUCGAGGCUCUCCGCAGCAGAUAGAUCACGCCAAGCAGCUCAUCGAGGACAAGAUCGAGGUAUGCAGGGUUCCUGCUCAGGGGUCCCCUCUGCCCUGUUUGUCCAGGUCCUGGUGGACCAGGCCCCAUGGGUCCCUAUAAUCCUGGUCCCUACAACCCAGGACCCCCAGGAGCCCCUGGACCACAUGGAGGUCUUCAUGGAUACCCCCCACAGGGCUGGGGCAACACCUACCAGCAGUGGCAGCCCCAAGUAACCCACGACCCCAGCAAGGCAGCCGGUGCCGCGGACCCUAACGCAGCCUGGGCAGCCUAUUAUGGCCAGUACUACCAGGGAGGGCAGCCAGGGGGAGCAGGGCCCGGCCAGCCCCCCAACAACCCCACCGCUGGUGGCCCAGCACCUGGAGACCAGCCCCAGGCCAGCCAGACCCCUGGGGGCCAGCCUGACUACACCAAGGCCUGGGAGGAAUACUACAAGAAGAUGGGUGUUGCCCAGGCAGGAGGCUCUGCAGCAGGGCCAGGAGCAGCAGGUGCCCCAGCAGCCCCAGGUGGAGGCCAGCAGGACUACAGUGCAGCCUGGGCAGAGUACUACAGGCAGCAGGCUGCUUACUACGGCCAAACAGGACAGGCCCCAGGACAGCCUGCUACCCCUCAGCAAGGCCAGCAGACACAGUGAGAGGCUCGGCUGAGACUCAUAAAGAGCGAGAAUAAAGAAAGGCUACUACCACUUAACCCAACCAGUCAACAGAAUCCGGGCCAUUUAAAAAUAAAAAUUCUAUAUAUAUUUUUUGUUCUGAAGGGAUUCUGUGCUGGCAGUCCUUUCCCUGUCCCUCCCCUUUCCCCAUCCAACUCACCACUUGUUUAAAUACAUAUGCGAAGAGAACAAACUAUUGCUUUGCCUGUGAGCUGAAUAAUGGGAUGGAUUUCUAGGACUGUUAUCUUUCACUUUGGUUCCCUGAUAUCUUCCCUUGUUUUAUCUGUCAAUAAAAACAUGAACUUGGGAGAUUUGAACUCAACCAUGAAAGCCAGAUUUACUUCCAGAAAUGCUCAUCACUCCCCCAAUGAAAUCCCACUUUCCCCUUUUUUAAUUGUAUUUACCACAGCCAAACUGUCUAUUCAAGUGACUUACUUCUAGUCCUACACUACUAAUACUGCAUUUACUGAAAUUAACAUUGAUUUAUAAAGAUUACAAUCAAUUACGUUAAUGGUAAAAUGAUUAAGAGUGGGAGGUUUUGCUUUUAAAGGUGAUUAUUUGAAUUGCUUGGUAGUUUGAUUUCUCCUCCAUCUGGAACAUUCCCAUCGUUGCUUGGUCUUCAUACAUUUUGAGCUUUGGUUUUGAUUUUAUGUUCCGUGAAUUAUAUUUUUGUUUUCUCUGUGUGUGUGUGUGACUGUACAGUAUUUAGAAUGUGUCCCCACAAGUGAUGAUAAACGUGAGUGUCUGUAUGAGUGUGUUUGCACAGCGGAAGACUUCAGUGAUUGUGGAAUGCUAGUUAACAUAACCACGGGUAUAUCUACAGUGGGAAGUUACCUACUGCAUACAUCACAUAACAAUAGUCUGUUUAUCUCAACCUGUUGCACGGGAGACGAAUGGUGUUAGAAGUUUUAGUUUUCCUUGAUCUGUGACAUGGUCUUCUAUAUUGUAUGUUUUUGUUUUUUAUUUUUCAAUUGUUUUGAAUAAAGUUCCAAUAAAAGAUGUCCUGACCUCCCACCAGUUAGAUCACCUUCUGAUGGUCAUUGGGGUCAGGCGUUAUCCCUGCCCAGGGAAAAACCUUUGGCCAUAGUUAUAGGCUUUAUAUGGGGCUGGUUGCAAAAUUCAGGAACUUUCAAUAAAUUCCCUGAAAUACCAGUAGGAGGAUUCCCAGAAUCAGGAGGAAAUAAGCAGGAAAUCCAGAAUCCUCCAAUUUGAAUUUCUGGAAAACCAGGGAAUUUAUUGAAAGUUCACAGAAUUUUGCAACCCUAACUAGGGUCCCUGGUCAGGGAAAAACUCCUGGCCCUAUUCAGAGUGAGUUAAGGUUGCACUGGAAUAAGCUAUGGUUGAAGUCAUGAGUAAGAUGGCAAUUCAUAGUUGUUGAGGUUGCUAACCUCUGGGUUGUAUUCAUAAGGGACUAACAGACUGAAACAGGGAGGGACUACCUGGACUUGUCCAAUAAGUGCACAUUUUCUGUUGCAAAACGUUUUGGUACUGUGUGCCCAAAUGAACAUGACCCAGACAUGUUGAACCACUAAGUCUUGAUGAAGAAUGGCAGCUUGGGCACUGUAUUGGAGUCUGCAUUUUGCAAGGCACAGUGUUGGUAUUGUGAAUAAAAUGACCACCAGCAGCAAUAUUCUGUUGAAUUAAAAGGGUGAAAAGUCAACAUUUU
Oncorhynchus tshawytscha (Chinook salmon) is the source of this 2413-nucleotide messenger RNA. RefSeq names its product far upstream element-binding protein 2-like. Lineage: Eukaryota; Metazoa; Chordata; Actinopteri; Salmoniformes; Salmonidae. The record is from RefSeq and is a predicted model, not a curated record. The transcript has 6 exons. Bases 184 to 729 code for a protein of 181 amino acids. Gene Ontology annotation, molecular function: nucleic acid binding. Gene Ontology annotation, biological process: regulation of DNA-templated transcription.